Molecule: messenger RNA, 1929 nt
Organism: Neospora caninum
Lineage: Eukaryota; Apicomplexa; Conoidasida; Eucoccidiorida; Sarcocystidae
Exons: 5
Coding region: 1-1929 (642 amino acids)
Molecular function (GO): chloride channel activity
Source: RefSeq, a predicted model, not a curated record
AUGCUGGCUGACUGCGGCGUCGUUUUUCUCGGCACACCAAAGCAUGGCGGGAGGGAGGAAGCUGGCGAGGGGAGAGGAGGGGAGAAGCGGGGGGAGCAUGCGCACCUGCUGGAAGGCAGAGGCACUCCGCUGUUCUUCGGCCAGCCGGAAGAGAACAAGGAGCGAGGCGCGAGGAGAAAACGGAAGGCGCCAGGACAGCUGGUUCGGUACAGUGACGAAGUUAUCAGUUCCUGGCAAGUCUUCACCUUGUUGUCGGGCACGGUGUUCACCUCCCGACGACUUUGGUCGGCCGUGCUUCUCUACUGGAUCCUUGCGCUUAUGAUCUGCCUUCUCAUUCUCCACUUGGAAUCUGAGGCGUCGCAUCUUCAGUAUACGUCCUUCAAAGCCCUCGUGGACUAUCUGUCUACCUUGAUUGGCUUUCUUCUGGGCAUGUACGUCUCCAACUCGCUUUCGCGGUGGUGGUCCCUGCGGAUGCACAUUGACCAUCUGUGGGGUUGUGUCGACGACCUCUGCAUGCUCGCUUGCUCACACGUUCUCGACGACAAUGAGAACGUCGAGUUAUCGACCGGAGUUCUGCUUCCUCCUGUCCCCUCCGUGUCGCCGCUUUCGGAUCGCUGGCCAAGACAGCCAAGCGACGAGUGCGGAGAAGAGCCAGAGGCGAGGACCUGUGGGAAGAGCGACAGACGCGCCCCUGAGCCUUCUGCGCCCGAGAGAUGGAGAGGCGAAGAAGACGCAGGACGCGGAAGAAAGAAGGCGGAGGAAAACGGUGAGGAGCGGAAUACCGGAGGAGCCGGCCUAGAUGGCGGGCAGAGCCGACAAGCGAUGACCCGUGGGAACGGUGAGGAGAGAGGCAGACUCGAAAAGGAGAGAAAGCAAGAGAGCGCAGACGAAAGACGCGUCCUCACGUUGCAUCUCGAAGAAGACGAGGAGCGACGGUUGCUGACCAAGUCCAAUGUCCUGCGCCUGAUUCUCCGUCUCGGGAUGGUCACCAUGAACCUCACCUUUGAUGCAGCCGAACGGGAAAACGGCGACCUCACCUACCUUCAAAACGCGGGGCUUCUAGAUGAGCAAGAGAUCCGCCUCCUUCAGCCAGCGCCGUCGAAAGCGCAAGUCGUCUGGGUUUGGCUGUCCCAGCUUAGCUCGCUCCUCGCCAAGCGCGGGCGGCUUCUAUUCGCGGCAAACACCACGCGAAAGUGGCACGAAAUCUGCGCGAGGGGUCGCGGCGAAGUGGCGGCGUGCUGGGCCUUCGUAGAGACGCAACUUCCCUUCUCCUACGUCCACCUCUUGUCGCUUUUAGUGCACAUCAACAACCUGUUUCUCUCCAUCCUUACAGGGGUGGGGGCGGCUGCAUGCGUCAGCCAGCUAGCAGAGGCGUACGAGGCACGCGCCACAUGGUUUGCGCCUCCACCUCUCAUCGGGGGCCCUCCAAUUCUCGCGACGAGUGUCGCCACUUCGCCGCCUGGACAGGCCGGGGCGGGGCUCUCGGGAAGGAGCCAGGCGAGCGUGAGAGUCGCAGGCGACGGAGGCGGACGGCUCCUGCCUAUGCAGCGCACGGCUGUGUGGGAAGUCGCCCAGAUGCUGCUCAUGCAUCUCAUGCUGCUUAUCGUGAUCCCGAUUUUUUACCACGGCAUGAUCAACCUUGCUCAGACUAUUGGGCACCCUUUCGGCUACAAGUCCGUCGCCUUCCCCAAGGACCUCUACGUUCACCGCAUGGAGGCCGAAUGCUCGUCAUUUUUCACCGUCGGGCAAGCUGGGCCACCUCUCUUCCACGCAGAGUCGUAUCCUUCAUCAGUCGCAUGCUCCCCUUCCUCAGCGGCCCGUACACCCUGCAAAGCAAGCUUUUGGUCUUCGAUGGGAAACUUUCUUGCAGGUCGGAGGGGGGCCAGAGUUGCCACGGAUGGCAAGAUUGAGGCAGGCGGCCUGGAAUGA